CUCCAAACUCUUCCUCCACAGCAAAGAGCCAGUGUUUUUGCAUGUACUUUUCUUCAAAUAAAAGCAUGCAUUUUAUGGCUUGCCAUCUCACCUCCAGUUCCAGUAAAGAAUAUCAAUUAUCAAAAUGCAAAGAUAAUACUUGAAUGUAAUGUUGGCUCUGCGACCGCAUUCUGGUGUAUGUUGGGAUAUACUGGCUUGCUGACAGGUACUUCGGUCAUACUGGCAUUUCUGGCACGAAAACUACCAGACAAUUUUAAUGAAGCCAAGUUCAUUACUUUUAGUACGUUAACUUUUUCUGCAGUUUGGGUGACUUUCAUUCCAGCUUACAUUAGCUCACCUGGAAAAUAUACAGUAGCUGUUGAAAUAUUUGCAAUUUUGUCUUCCAGCUUUGGUCUGGCAGCCUGUAAUUUUAUUCCUAAAUGCUACAUUAUUUUGAUAAAACCAGAUCAAAACACAAAAAAAAAAAUCUGA
This is a messenger RNA of Rhincodon typus (whale shark), 471 nucleotides long. RefSeq names its product vomeronasal type-2 receptor 26-like. Gene Ontology annotation, biological process: G protein-coupled receptor signaling pathway. Gene Ontology annotation, molecular function: G protein-coupled receptor activity. The record is from RefSeq and is a predicted model, not a curated record. Gene Ontology annotation, cellular component: membrane. The transcript has a single exon. The annotation marks the transcript as partial. NCBI's taxonomy places the organism in Eukaryota, Metazoa, Chordata, Chondrichthyes, Orectolobiformes, Rhincodontidae.